AUGGAACAUCCUGCUAUUAGUCUUUGUAUUCUUUCUACAGCCGGUGGUAUGAUGGGCUUCUAUCGUAAGAAGUCGAUGGUCUCUCUAGUGGCUGGUCUUACAGUCGGUGGUCUCUACGGUGUCUCAGCGUACUUAUUACAUGGUAAUAAGGACUACGGUCUAGAGAUUGCUUUGGGGACGUCUGUUUUAUUACUAGGUGGUGGUAUUGCUAGAGGUAUCCCUGUCCGUUUUAAGAAGAUUGUGCCUUGUUCUUUGACUUUACUUGGUGGUUUAGGAACUUUUUACUACUAUAAAAAAUAUAAGGAAUUUUAUCCAUAA
Maudiozyma barnettii is the source of this 318-nucleotide messenger RNA. RefSeq names its product Tmh11p (gene TMH11). The transcript has a single exon. The record is from RefSeq and is a predicted model, not a curated record. Bases 1 to 318 code for a protein of 105 amino acids. Lineage: Eukaryota; Fungi; Ascomycota; Saccharomycetes; Saccharomycetales; Saccharomycetaceae. Gene Ontology annotation, cellular component: membrane.